Messenger RNA from Saprolegnia parasitica CBS 223.65, 1575 nucleotides. RefSeq names its product CAMK/CAMKL protein kinase. The coding region runs from base 1 to 1530 and encodes 509 amino acids. The transcript is spliced from 10 exons. Gene Ontology annotation, molecular function: protein serine/threonine kinase activity; ATP binding. NCBI's taxonomy places the organism in Eukaryota, Oomycota, Saprolegniomycetes, Saprolegniales, Saprolegniaceae. The record is from RefSeq and is a predicted model, not a curated record. Gene Ontology annotation, biological process: protein phosphorylation; intracellular signal transduction. Gene Ontology annotation, cellular component: cytoplasm.
AUGGACGUCUACGUCGUCGUGGCGCCGACGCCCGCGGCCACCGAAGGCAUCGCGGCGCUCCUGGCCUCCAGCGCGGCCAUCCGCAUCACAGCUCUCUCGGGCGCGGUGCUCACGCUGGACGAAGUACGCCGCCACGCCGUGCAGCAGCAGGAAGCGUGUUCCUGGGUCGUGCGAAGAGCAAACGACGAGCUCGACGCGCUGUUGCCGACCGCGCCGUUGCGGCUACGCGAGCUCGAAGCCGCCUUGGACGAAGCGAACACCCGCUGCCACUCGAUGCAGCUCGAGUUUGCCCAGUUCCAGCAAGACGUCCAAGAGCUCCAAGCGCAAUACGCAAAAGUCUCGGAGGUGCACCAGCGCGUGCUCUGGGAGUACCUCCCCGCGCACGAUCCGUCCAUGGCCAGCAUCCCGAGCAUCUCGUACAACGUCGAAGAAAGCGUCCGCGCCAUUGGCAAGUAUACGAUCCAAGCGACGAUCGGCGAGGGCCAGUACGCCUCUGUGUUUGCGUGUUGCUUGCGGCCAGACGACGCGCAUGCCGAGCCGUCGUUCACACCGUCGCCGCCGCUCGCUGUCAAGGUCAUCGAGAAGGCCAAGCUCUUGGAUGUGCUUGCACUACAGCGCAUCCAGAUGGAAAUCGCAGCGCUCUCGGACCCGCUGCUGCGGCACCCGAGCGUCCUCUUCUUGCGCGACGUCAUCCACACACCAAAGUACAUGUACUUGGUGACCGACCGCGGCGGCAAAGACCUUUUCGAGUACUUUGGCGCGCAUGAAAACGGCAUCUCCGAGGCGACAGCGAGCCCCCUAUUGUUCAAGAUCGUGGAUGCAAUCCGGCACUUGCACACGCACGGGUACUGCCACCGCGACCUCAAGCCCGAGAACAUUUUGUUUGCGCCCGAGUCGGCCAGCGUCAAGAUUGUCGACUUCGGCUUGUGCUCGCGCGUCGCCCGAGGAAGGAAGGCGUUUUUGAGCGACUUUUGCGGAAGCCCCGGGUUCUUUGCCCCCGAGAUUCUCCUCGCCGAGUCGUACGACGGGUUCAAGGCCGAUGUGUGGAGCCUCGGCUGCAUUCUGCUCGAGCUCCUGCUCGGCAAUGCCUUCUUCUUGUCGGUCUGGAUGACGGCGUACUCGCUCGACGUCCUCGGCGACCGCGCGCUGUACCGCGACACCCUCCAUGCGAACCUCGCCAAGCUGCGAGAAGCCCUCGACGCACCACCCAUGCAGCUCUACUCGGGCCCCAUGAAGGAGCUGCUACUGCUCAUGCUCGAUGCGUCGGCCAAAACCCGUCUCACGAUCCAGGAUGUGUACGAGCACCCAGUCUUUGAGGCGCAGCGGCGCAAGAAGCAGCCGCUCGUCAAGAGCGGCAGCAGUGUCGUGGAAUCGAGCGGACCGACGCGCCUCGCGGUGCAGGGCCACGUGCACAUUCAUCCGAUGAGCCAUCCGCCGUCACCACCCCGGCCGCGCUCGGAAGAACACCCUGUGACGAGCAAAGUCAUCCUGCCCGCGAUUGCAAAACUGAGUCCGGACAAGCCACGGUAGCCUUUCUUAACAGCUAAGAACAUCGACGCAAGAGGGUUAGAGGCC